Molecule: messenger RNA, 5507 nt
Organism: Ziziphus jujuba (common jujube)
Lineage: Eukaryota; Viridiplantae; Streptophyta; Magnoliopsida; Rosales; Rhamnaceae
Product: increased DNA methylation 1
Exons: 11
Coding region: 937-5481 (1514 amino acids)
Molecular function (GO): acyltransferase activity, transferring groups other than amino-acyl groups
Source: RefSeq, a predicted model, not a curated record
AGCCAUCUCUUUUUUUAUUUUUUAUUUUUUUUUAUUUUGGAUAAAAACAUGUCAUCGCUGUCUGAACAUACAUACUCGUGCAAUUAUAAAACUCCAUUUUCAGAGAUUCAUGCAAAGUCUGGAAGCCAAAAAAAGCUCACAAAGAGACAAAGAGAAGUGGGCUUGGAAAAGAGAGAGUGUAGAUAUGAAGUGACAUACAUUCACAUGGUAAAGAGAGAGAGAUAAGGGUGAUGGAGGGAAAAAAAGGGACUUUGCCAUCUGUUGCGCUGGGGAGCACUACUCGGGUUUCCCAAUCUCUCCCCCUCCUUUUUUUUUAACUUUGUGGGGUCUGGUCAAUUGUGAAGGUGAUGGUGCCAAAGGAAACCCUCUUUCUCAUUGCUUCUUAUUCUCUCUCCUCCUCUAUCUCUCUGUCAUACCCUUUGAGCUUUUCCAACAAAUUUUCAAAACCCUAAAUCCCAAAUUUGCUGCCUUGGAUCUUUCUUUGCAUGUUGAUCAGGAAAGUGCAUUGCGAAAGGGAAUCAUUUAGAAGAGUUGUGGGCUUCAUGCAAGCAUAGGACGUUAUCAUGGUCUUUGUCAAGAUAAAAUAAGUAGCUACCGGCAAGAAAUCUAGAAUGUUUCGCAAAUCAUGUAAGCUGGAACUUCACAGAAUAUCAUAUGCACAUGGUGAUUGGCAGUGAGAGAUACAUAAGGAAGAGAGCUACAGGAUUUGUUGAUUGAUUAUUCAUCUUCAUGAGUGUAAUUAAUUGUUAAUUCUGGGCCUUGGAUAUCCGUUUGAUUUUGCAACCUUCUCUAUUAAUUGGUGAUGGAGCAAUGUGGCAAGUUUCUGUCAAAAUUGUCUACAACAUGGUAGACCUUGGCUUUCCUGAUGAUAACUGUAUGUAGAACAAAGAAGGGAAGAGACUGUGGAAGAAGUUGGCAUUCAGUUGAUUGGUAGAGAUGUUACUUGGUAAAGAAAUUGAGGAUUUACAUGAUGAUGCAUUUGAGGGAUCAAAAACAGAGCACUGUAUAUUCACAGAGGUUUUCUUCAGUAAUGGUGUUGGUGGCAACAAUAAGAGGUGUCUUGUUACUGGAGUAAUCAACUUUGAAUGUGACUCCAGCAAGAAUGGAGAUACAUCAUUUUGUUCAAACAGUGAAAACUCGUCUGUAACAAGUCAUUCUUCCUCUAAAAAUACAUGUCUGGAGGAACAUUCUAAUGAAACGGAGGAAUUUAAGGAUGGGUGUCGCGGGGACAAAUUUGCUUUGGUAAUGAGGAAUGGUGAGGAUGUGAGUGGUAAAAGAAUGAAGUUUUCAGUUGAUGAGCUUACUAAUUGCAAACCUGACUUGGGAACAUUUAUAAAUUCAUCUGCAUUUUCAGAGAAAAAUGCUUCCAGCAUGUUCUGUCCUGCUAAAUAUCCUCUGUGUGAAAGGGUUGCAUGUCAUCUGGUUGAAUCUUCCAGUCAGGGAGUAACAUCUAGUUGCUAUCUAUUAAAGCAAAAUGUAGAGAUGGAUAGAGAGGGCAGAAUGAGUGAUCCAAAUGCUUUGAAGUGUAGAUUCCUAAGCUUGGAAGGGAAUGAUGGAAAGGAAGCAGUUGGAUGUAAGGCAAUUGCUUCACCUGUUUCCCAGGAGAGCUUUGCAACUAGGCUUUUGGCUGCAAGUCCGAAUGUCAAUGUUCCGGAGAUAUCUGGAUCUCCACUACAUGCUGAAGAAGGAUUGGAGGGAUGUGAAAUAUAUGAUGCCUUAAAAACAAACUCGAAGGUGGAUCCUCGCAAACUUCUUCACUACAAUGUCUCUAACUUGCUAAGAGCGGCAGGAUGGCGUAUUGAGAGGCGCAAAAGACCUAGCAGGCUUUAUGCGGAAUCAGUUUAUAGGACACCAAAUGGAAGAGUAAUACGUGAGUUCCCUAAAGCUUGGAGGUUAUGCGGAAAACUUCUGUUUGCAGAUAAAUAUAGCUCACUGCAGGAACGUAAUGGUAAGAUAUGGGUUGAUAUUAGUCAGUUCUUGUCCGAUUUAUCUGAUACUUUACUAAAUCUUGAGAAAGAUAUGAAUCAUUCGGAAUUGUCUUAUCAAUGGAGGCUUUUAGAUCCCUUUGUUACUGUCGUAUUUAUUGAUAGAAAGGUUGGUGCAUUAAGGAAGGGAGAGGUAGUUAAAGCAUCUCAAAAUCUACUAAAUGGUCAUUCUCUGGCUGCUGAAAGUGGGUUGGUUGUUUAUGGGGGAAACCAUUGUCAGCAAUCUGGCUACGAAAGUUUAUCACAAUAUGGCCGGGUAAAAAGUGAAGAGGAAGUGGAACUUUUGAUGGGUGAACCUAUCUUUACAGCUAAGAGUGAAGAUAUGUACUUGGUUAAUGCGGCCAAUGGGAUUGAAAAUCAAUGUAGUGAGUUCUCUAAUGAUAAAAUAAGCUGUCUGGAUAGAACUUCGUUACCCACUUGUGGGACUGAAAAUACUUCUGUCCAGUCGGCUGGUUGCCUGCAUGAUCUCCCUGUUAUUCCUAGAAACUGUAACAAUGUGCAUGGAGUUGUUUCUUCUAAUCAAUAUGGAAAUGAGAAUUCCCCUGUCUAUGAUAAACAAUGCUCUGAACAUAUCCCCGAAACAACUAAGGAAGUUGUGGAUGCAUCAAUGGAUUGUUCUGAGGAAAAGGAUGAACUGCCAAGAGGCCAAGUACCUGAUGUUGGGAAUUAUUUGCGGGGAUCAUUAGAUAACCAUCCAAACAGUACAAGUGAUAGUCUUGUUCAUUUUCAAGACUUGGAGGCUGUUCAGCUGUCCGGACAUGAAGCAGAGGAAGGUAAGCAUUGCUUUGAACCUUCGAAAUUCAAGUUUGUGGACAUAUAUUCUCCAGGAGAUAUUAUUUUGAAAAAGAAGACACGCAGGAAGUCUAAAAAGAUAUCUGAAAUCAAACCAAGCUCAUUAUACCAAAGUGAUAUUCUUGCUUCAUCCUCUAGCAAUAAGGUAAACUUGCAGCUUGUUAACAUUAAUGGUACUCGAUUAGAGUUGGACGAGGUUGAGAGGAACCUCAUAGCAAAUGCAAGAAAUAAAGGACGAGGCAAAAAGGCUUCUUCUCUUCACUCUUUCCAACAUCAGAUAGAGAAAAAAGGCUCAAAGUUUAAGAGGUUUUGUCAUGAUUUUAAUGAUCCUAAAAUUGGAAAAGCCAAAUCAACUGGAUGCCAAAUUGAGGAUGAUGACUUGUUGGUUUCAGCUAUCAUAAAAAACAAAGAUUUUAGCCCUAGUACCGUUAGAUGUGUUUCUAGAAAAAAAGCCCAUAAAUCAAGAGCCUGGAGAAAGCUUAAAAGCCGAAAGGGCAGUUGCAGAUUGCUACCAAGAAGCCUGGUUAAUGGCGGGAAGCACUUUAAGGAUGGAAAGUGGUAUAUAUUAGAAGUAAGAACGGUUUUGUCUUGGUUGAUAGAUGCUGGGGCCAUAUCUCUGAAUGAUGUGAUACAGUAUCGGAACCCUAAGGACGAUGCAGUCGUGAAAGAUGGUCUGGUUACGAGGGAUGGUGUUUUUUGUAAGUGCUGCAGUAAGGUGCUAACCAUUUCUGACUUCAAGGCUCAUGCUGGGUUCAAAUUGAACCGUCCAUGCUUGAAUCUUUUCAUGGAAUCAGGUAAGCCCUUUACCUUAUGCCAGCUUCAAGCCUGGUCAGCUGAGUACAAGACCAGAAAAAGAGGGAACCAAGCAGUACAAGAUGAUGACAAUGAUCAAAAUGAUGAUUCAUGUGGGCUCUGUGGUGAUGGGGGCGAGUUAAUAUGCUGUGACAAUUGUCCUUCUACUUUUCACCAGGCUUGUUUGUCUACACAGGAGCUUCCAGAAGGCAACUGGUACUGCCCAAACUGCACCUGCCAGAUAUGUGGCGAUUUGGUAAAUGAUAAAGAGGCUUCAAGUACUUCUGAUGCAUUAAAAUGUUUACAGUGUGAACAUAAAUAUCAUGGGUUUUGUAUGAAAGAAAAAGUUACGCACCAAGGAGCAAUAUCAGAUCCGUGGUUAUGUGGUAGAAGCUGUCAGGAGGUUUACUCUGGUCUUCAAUCUCGUGUUGGUGUCAUUAAUCAUAUUGCUGAUGGUUUUUCAUGGACACUGCUUAAAUGUAUUCAUGAUGACCAAAAGGUUCAUUCUGCCCAGCGAUUUGCCUUGAAGGCAGAAUGCAAUUCAAGAUUAGCUGUUGCUCUUACUCUUAUGGAGGAAUGCUUUGUGUCAAUGGUGGAUCCAAGAACAGGCAUAGACAUGAUACCUCAUGUCAUGUACAAUUGGGGGUCUGAUUUUGCACGUCUGAAUUUUCAAGGAUUCUACGCAAUGGUCUUGGAGAAAGAUGAUGUGCUGGUUUCUGUAGCAUCCAUCAGGAUACAUGGAACAACUGUUGCAGAGAUGCCCCUUAUUGCAACAUGUAGUCGAUACCGUCGCCAGGGAAUGUGUCGACGUCUUGUGACUGCAAUUGAAGAGAUGCUAACGUCUUUUAAGGUAGAAAAGCUCAUAAUAGCUGCCAUUCCAAAUUUGGUGAGCACAUGGACUGAGGGUUUUGGCUUCAAACCUGUCGAAGACAGUGAAAAGCGUAGUCUAAACAAGAUCAACUUGAUGGUCUUUCCCGGUACAAUUUUGCUCAAGAAAUCCUUGUAUGAGAAACAAAAAGAACUCUAUCAAUCUGUUGAUCCAUCAGCCGUUGCAGAUGCAUCAGCAAAAGUAGAUGUCAUUUGCAAAAUAGAGUCCACAGAUGACUUUGGACGUCAAUCUGACAAAGAUUAUUGCCCCAAUGAAGCUGCUACUAAACUGGAACAAGAAUUCGAGGAGCACAAGAAUUUAAGAGAAUUUGAAUGUGGUGCUAAUGGUAAAACCGCUGAGGAUGAGAUGGAACCAGAUAGUACCUCGUCAAUGGUACAAGAUGAAUCGACUAAUAUUCAUUCUAGAGAGACCAACACCAGGUAUGCAUGGCUUUCCGAUGAGACAUGUUCUGCCAGUGAAUUUUGUACUGAAACACUGGUAAAGCCUACAGGAAGCGAGAAUUUGCUGGGAUCUCAAGUCUGUGAUGAAGCAGGAGAUAGACUCGUGCAAGGCGAGGAUCUGCAGGAGCUAGAAGUUGGUACGAAAGUGGAAAACAUCGAGUCUGUACAACCAUGUGAUGGAAUCUGCAGUAAGUCAGAAGCAGGUGCAAGAACAGAAACUGGGCUAGUUGAUGACAACAAUUUGCCGGAAUCUGAAGUUGAGACAAAAAUGGAAAUGUUAAAGUGUGUGGAACAAACUUACAUAAGGUGUGACAAUGAAGCUGAAGUGACACAGAUGGAAACUGAAGAUUUGCAAGUAGGUGAAGCAAAAGGAGGUAGUACUUUGCAGGAACAAUUUUCAAAACCAUCCUGCGAAGUUGAAGAAGAAGAGGAGGAGGCAGCUUCAAAAAUGUUAGUAGAAGGGAAUAGCCAGCCUGAAACUGAAAUUGUUAGUGGUAGUAAUGUUAAAUCCUCUGGUAUAUGUGAGGAAAAGCAAAAGCUCUGUUUGAACGAAAAGCUACAUAAAACUUGUGAGGUUAUGUAAUAAAAGCAAACAAUUUAUAAAAGAAA